CUCGGGCGAUCGCUCCCUUUCCCAGCCUCGGUUCUCCGGAGCGGAGAAACGAAACCAGCCAUAGCCGGGAAGGCGCUCGGGAGAGGCGGCGCGGGGCGCGGACCGGCCCGCGGGGCGGGGCCGCCGUCAUUUCCCCGCCCUCUGCUUCCAGCCCUGCGCGCCGCUCGCUGCCUUGCGCAUCUCGCUGGCCCCACCGCCGCACCAUGAAGGCGCUUCUGUUCGCUGUGCUGGCUGCGGUGCUGUGCGUGGAGAGAGCCCACACACUCGUCUGCUUUUCCUGCUCAGAUGCAUCCUCCAACUGGGCCUGCCUGAAGCCUGUCAAGUGCGGGGAGAAUGAAAACCACUGUGUGACAACAUACGUUGGAGUAGGAAUCGGCGGCAAGUCUGGCCAGUCCAUCUCGAAAGGAUGCUCUCCCAUUUGCCCCAGCGCCGGGAUUAACCUCGGCAUAGCGGCUGCCUCCGUGUACUGCUGCGACUCCUUCCUCUGCAACAUCAGUGGUUCCAGCAGCGUGAAAGCCAGCUACACGGUUCUGGCCUUGGGGGUCCUCGUUAGCUUCAUCUAUGUCCUCAGGGCUCGCGAGUGAUGGGGCUGGCCAAGGAAGAGCCGUCUUCCACGGGCCGUCGCAGGUCUCAUUAGCCAAUAUCUUCUCUGUUGCUGUCUGCAAGGAGAUCCUCUACUUCUCAACAGGCUUCCAAGGUGAUUGUUUCCCAGACUUUAUGCUCUUCCAGCAUUGGAGACCUGGGCGGUUUGGCCAAGCUGUUCUCUUCCUUCUGUGGACAUACCCCACUGCACUCUCACACCUCCUUGGCAAAGGCGGAUCGUUUUGGAAGGGUUUCUGCUUUUAUACCUAAUACUCCCCCUACCCUCGUUUCUAAGGUUGGUUAAAUCAAGGCUGGGACUCGCUGUGAACCGAUUGAACCCCAGAUACCACCCAGUCAAAGCGUUCAGACCUUCCUGCCUCUCACCUCUAUGGAGGUGCCUGGCACCGGCGUGCUCCAGCACAUGGAUGGCCUGGGCAUUGGGAAUGCAUGACCCAAAGGGAGACACAUUCCUGGCCCCUUGCAGCUGCAGUCUCUUUUUUAUAAAAUCAUUUUGUUUCUUCUGAUCCUGGGCUGACUUUUCUGGAAAAUGACAUGUCCUUUUGUCCUUCCGAGCUCUGUAAGUGCCAGACCUGAAUAAACAUGCUCCUGUUGUUACCUGAGGUGGGACGUGUGCUGUGUGUGUUUCCUUGCUCCAGACACAGAGAUUAGAGAAGCUGUUAUGGAAAACUCAAAUGUUAUGCCCGGCACGAGGGCUUCUUACCCUCUCGAGUGGCUUCAUCACAGCAUUCCUUCCAGUUCACCUCUGAGCAGCAAGUCCAUCUCUUUCUGAUACACAGCUUGUUUCACCUCGCUUGGGAAUCACCUUUUCCAGGUGUAUUUCAGUGGAAAAUGCGAGUUAUUGUGGUCUGAGUUAACCCCAUCACUCCUAAAGGAGCAAGUGUGCGAAGAAGAGGACCUCUAAAAAGUAGCCUGCAUGAUACAAAGACUUGGUGCCUCAGUUUCCCCACUUUGGACUUAUGAUGGUGACAGACAAUGACAUCAAUACCUGAAUGAUCCAGGGCAACAGGUCUGCAAAACUUAGUGAAGUCAGAUCCUUAGGUUCAACCUGCAAUCCCUGGCUGAUGGUGCAACAUGGACUGCAGAAGGUGACUUCACCACCAACCCUGCCACUCCUGCUGUCCUUCAGCUCCCAGCAUCUUCCCAGGUCUUCCAGCAACGUUGCUCCUCGAAGUUCUCAGCCAUCCCAUGGGAGGUGUGUCCUGCUAUUUCUGUGUUGUGCUGGUUUCCUACUUGCUUUGCCUACCUGUGGACAUGCUCGACACAAACCAAGCCAAAAUUGAGCCUUAAACUGUCAGGUGAAAGCUUGCUGUCACUUCCAUUGAUGGAUCAGAGGUGCACUGGGCUUUUUAUUUCUUCUAGCAGCAAAAAUGAGGUGUAACAGUGGCACUCUUUAGUUAUGCUUUCCUUGUAUGCGGUUCUGUUUUCUGUCAAAGAAGAAACAAAAGCUGCACACACUGAUAAAUUUUACCUUUAUCCCCACUUAAAUGAGUGAGAAACAGCUUCUUUUGGAAAAUGGUGUGCAGAUAUACGGAAAUACUUGCACCAAAAGUGGUUACAUGCUUUUUCCUCCUCCUUCUCCUCAUCUUUUAAUUAAAAUGACACAUACUAAUGACAGCCUUUACAACAGGAGGGACUAAUCACAUCGUGACGUGACCCACAAUUAGGUGAUGAGCUUGGUAAGAAUGCACCGCUCGUCUCCUUGGUCCUUAGAUGUGCCUUCCUCUGGUUAAUACAUCCUCCUUUGCCUGCUGGGACCACAGGGCUUGAGGUGUGCCACCAACCUCUGCUAUGCACAUAGAGAACAGGGAAAACUGGGGAAUACAUGGAUAGAAAUGCAGUAAAUAUUCCCUAGAUUUCCUCUGCUUGAGCCUUUCUCCCAAAAGGGUUGUAAAUCUCAUUUGCAGGGUUAUUUUGUUCCUUGCCAUUAGCUGUGAGUAGAUGCUGUAGUGAGACUAAGGCGGACCUGAAGUACUCUACCUUGCAAGUAAUGAGGCUGUAACUCUUCUAAGUCACCUCGUAAAAGGUAUUUUGGUUUUGGACUCACACCACCUCUGCUGUGAGCAAUUUAAAAGCCAUCAGCAUAGGCAUGUCCUAAUGCCUCAGCAUAGCUGUGUCCUAAUGCUUGUUCAUGCCUUUACGAGGCUCUUGAGGAUACCACACUGGACAACCCCAUGGGCUAAAGCAACAAGCAGGGUUAUAUGGGACCUGGUUGUCUCCUCUAAUGGCCAUCUCCUUCCUAUCUCAGCAUUAGAGAUUUGCUCACGCCAAGGGCUCAGUUAUACAAGGGAGCAAGGGCUGGUGGGAGGAGCAUUCAGCAAGCUACUUGCCCUAUACAAAUAACAAGUUAUAUUCGUGGUAUUGCCAGGGGACAGAUCUGAAGGUCAGUUCGUACGUGUUUUUAAGCCUAUAGUUGAUGAAUAGAUUGUGUUUUUCUUCCCUCUUCACUCUCUUUUUGUCUUUCUUCCUCAUGUGCUAUAUUCCUGUGCGCUUAGUCUAUGGGAGAGGAGAUAUUUCAAACACAUGUGGCAAAGAUCUCUUGGACAGAUACAUGUAUAUUUGAGAGAGCAGGAGGGUGUAACAGCUUGUCAAAUGCAAGAGAAGUUACUCAACAAUUGAAUCCAAAGCAUCAUAUGAUCAAUUCUGCCAACUAUCACAAUUUCUGAUCCUACUAUAGAAGCUAUUUCUUUGCCCCCAAGUCCCCAGUACCAGAAAACAUGUGAGAACCUCAGCUGCUGUAAAGCCCAGGAGUAAAAGGCCUGAAAAUGCAGCUGUAGUAAUUAAAAACAUUAAUAAUAAUAAUAAGGAAAUAAAUAGCAAGACCCCAGCAUUUACAGAGCACUAAAACUGGUGGCUUGUUAAACGAAAUGCCUGCUUUGGAACUUGAGGGCCAUGGUGGGACAGCCCUUAAGUGCUUUGAAUGUGUUUACUUGGUCCGUGGAACUCGAGGUUGAAAUCUCAGCAGAGAACUUAGAUCUUCAUCUUUUCUGACAGACGUGAGGUUAUAAAGAGAGGCAGCUUUGCUCCAAGCAGGCAUAAAAUAUCCUGGAGCAGUUUUCACUGGGAAAUAAGAAGACAUUAAGUCAAAUACCUGCCUAUUUUGGAGCUAAUGAGAACAUGGUUUCUGUGCUUCUGUCCUGGAAAUGGCUGUAUUUCAAUGGCAGCUGCUGCUGUCUGCCACUAUGCCAACAUUGCAAGGGCUCUCAUUGUGUAUUGUUUGUACAUGCUCAAAGCUCACUGCAGCACCAGCCCCUUCCAUCCAAGUCCAUUGGGUUUGCUGUUUGCCAGAAAGGAGGACUUAAAACUGACCGAAGCUCUUCGAACUGUUCUUCUCCUUUUGGAUAGCGCAAACCUGAUUUGACUUGUCGCACAAACAGCCAGAACAAAUCAGGCACAGUUGCUUAAUCAUUACUCAAAGGAUCCACAUCGUUAUUCAAAGAAUGUCCUUGCUUGGUGUUAAUGUACUCAAGUUGUGGGUUGUUUGAAAUGACUUGCCUCCCAGGAUCCCUGUUUGCCAUGAAGGAGGCUGUGGUCCCGCCACGCCUGUUGGAAGCCUGGUAGCUCUGGUCCUGGUGGCUGUGCCUUCAUGCAGGAAUGAGAUAUCCAUGCUCUCCUGUUUAUAGGAAAGGCAGAUGUGGUGCACAUCUGGAUGCUUGGAGGUUUAGGGCCCUAUCACAAGCCCUUCUUUCCUGUGAUCCCAAUGCUUUUACACCCUGGGCUGUGCUUUCACUGCCAUCCUUAGCGGUGAGGUGCUGUGGGUCCCAUCUGUUUGGGAUGAAGAUGGCUCUGGCUUCUUCCUUGAUCCUGGAGGAGUUAUUUCACCCCUGGAAAGCUGCUGUCUGAGGCUAUCAACCUGGAAUGGGAAUAGACACACCCCAUCUUGCACUGUGAGAGUGUUGUGGUGCACAAGGAAGCCGAGCCCUGAGUCGGUCCUGCCAUCUACUGGCUUUUGCCAGACUCGGUAGAGAAGCUUUGAAGCCCAGAUUGCGCAAGGAGGAACCCUUAGCAUAUGAAACAGGGAGUAAAGAGCCAAGGGCGAGCUGCUAUUGACCAAAUAAUUGUAUGUGAAGCAGAGAAUCAGCAACAUCAGGAUAAGGUUGAAUGUUUUAAGUUGUCCAGAUUGAAUAGUGUAAAUUGAGAACUGAAAGGCUUAAACAGGCUUCCCAAGUCCAACAUCUUCUGAAGGAACACUUUUUUCCAGCCCAAACCUUACUUUUUCAUCACAACCGAAACACUUCAUGAAAAUAUAAUAAGGCCAAUAAAGUGUUGCAGGAAAACUAUUGACACAUUUUAUUUCAGCUUUGUUGGAUGAUCUCAUUUCACUGAGAUGGUUCCACUGCAACGUCGAUUUUACUAAUACAUGUAUGUGAGAUUUGUAAUCGUGUAUUACCUUUGUUGUAACAGAAUAAGCAGAAUAAAGCAGCAUUGAUUCCUUUAAAUAUAUUAACACCAGUAUAAGUGUAGCGUAUGUUACAUAUUGUUUCUUAUACUCUAAUGAAAAUAUAUGGAAUUAAUAAAAAAGGUACACUUGGAA
Messenger RNA from Strigops habroptila (Kakapo), 5134 nucleotides. RefSeq names its product lymphocyte antigen 6E. Gene Ontology annotation, molecular function: acetylcholine receptor inhibitor activity. Bases 204 to 584 code for a protein of 126 amino acids. The record is from RefSeq and is a predicted model, not a curated record. The transcript is spliced from 3 exons. NCBI's taxonomy places the organism in Eukaryota, Metazoa, Chordata, Aves, Psittaciformes, Psittacidae.